Messenger RNA from Callorhinus ursinus (northern fur seal), 1056 nucleotides. RefSeq names its product arylacetamide deacetylase (gene AADAC). The record is from RefSeq and is a predicted model, not a curated record. Gene Ontology annotation, cellular component: membrane. NCBI's taxonomy places the organism in Eukaryota, Metazoa, Chordata, Mammalia, Carnivora, Otariidae. Gene Ontology annotation, molecular function: carboxylic ester hydrolase activity.
AUGGGGAUUCUGUUUGCUGAACUAUUGGGAAUCAACCAUUUUGUGAACAUUGCAAUGUUCUUUGUGAACCUUGAAGAAGUCCCACCCACAUCUGAUGAAAAUGUCACUGUGAUGGAGACAACUUUCAACAACAUUCCUGUCCGUGUCUAUGUGCCAAAACGAAAGCCAGAGAGACUAAGGAGGGCCUUAUUUUAUGUUCAUGGUGGUGGUUGGUGUUUGGGGAGUGCUGCUUUGUUUGGUUAUGACUUCCUGUCAAGACAGACAGCUGAUAGACCUGAGGCUGUUGUCAUUUCAGCCAACUACAGACUAGCACCCAAAUAUCGCUUUCCAAAUCACUUUGAAGAAUAUAAUGCACUAAAGUGGUUCUUGCGCCAAGAUGUUCUUGACGAAUAUGGUGUGGAUCCUGAAAGGAUUGGUAUUUCUGGAGAAAGCGCUGGAGGGAAUUUAGUGGCAGCAGUGACUCAACAGCUCAUAGAUGACCCAGAUAUCAAGAUCAAACUCAACCGGGCUUUAAUUUAUCCUGCCCUUCAGACUCUUGAUAUGGAUUUACCAUGAUAUUGGGAAUGCUCACAUUUUCCAACUCUGCCCAAAUCAAUGAUGGUCAGGUUGUGGAGUGAAUACGAGGACAGAUCACUUGCAAGAGCUAUGCUCUUCAAUCAACAUGUACCAAUGGAAUCAAGACAUCUGUUCAAAUUUGCUAAUUGGAGUUCUUUUCUCCCUGAGAAAUUUAAGAAAGGACACUUUUAUAACAGUCCAACUUAUAGUAGUUCUGAGCUAGCUAAAAAAUAUCCAGGAUUUUUAGAUGUGAGGGCAGCCCCCUUGUUGGCUGAUGACAACAAAUUGCGAAGUUUACCCUUGACCUAUGUCAUCACUUGUCAAUAUGAUGUCUUGAGAGAUGAUGGAAUUAUGUAUGUCACCUGACUUCAGAACGCUGGAGUUCCGGUGACACAUAACCAUAUUGAGGAUGGAUUCCAUGGAGCAUUUUCCUAUUAUGGGCUUAAAAUUGGAUAUAGAAUAGAAAAUCAGUAUAUGAAUUGGCUAAGUGAAAAUCUAUAG